AUGACGUUCCCUCACCCCGGAGUAUUACAAAGCCAACCAGAAUCCAUUACAGGCUCCAUGCUAAAACAGGUGCAAAAUCCAGAAGAAGUUGAGUCCAUUGAGAAGAAAUUGCCAGUAGCAUACAGAAUUCGAGAGCAGCAAGCGGUAAACAACUUCCCAUUUUCAUCUCAUGACAACAAACAUUGUUUACAGAAUAGAGGGGAGUACUUUGAUUUUGGUUUAGGACGAAAGAAGGUUAAACCUGAAAGAAGUCAGCAGAAGUCAGAAAAUUUCUUUCUAUGGGCACAUGAGUCCAUUCCUAGCAGUAAUGAUGGCUUCAGCAUUUAUCAAACAUCAUUCACAGGGGACCAAAACACUGAGCGCCCUUUUUGUAGGCGAUAUCCAAAACAGCACUUGGAAAGAUGUUGCAUUGAUAAGCCCAUCCUGAGAAUGAAAAACAAAUAUAGUUAA
This is a messenger RNA of Alligator sinensis (Chinese alligator), 450 nucleotides long. RefSeq names its product testis expressed 36 (gene TEX36). The transcript has 4 exons. The record is from RefSeq and is a predicted model, not a curated record. Lineage: Eukaryota; Metazoa; Chordata; Crocodylia; Alligatoridae. Bases 1 to 450 code for a protein of 149 amino acids.